AUGAAUAACAUUCCUCUUUAAACUCAUCCAAAUGUUGUAUUGAUCAGUGAGGAUAUCAAAGAAAGAGGACUUGCCUUAGAAGAUGUAGUCUUUGAAAUUGCAGAUGUAUUUGUACUUCGAAAAAACAAAGAGCUGGUACUGUAUUAGCCCAUAUUGGAUAAUUCAAGUAGUUAAUUACAGAAUUGGAUAAGCAUUUUAGAAUUGAUAAAUAAGAAAUAUUAAAUAAUUUGA
Molecule: messenger RNA, 231 nt
Organism: Paramecium tetraurelia
Lineage: Eukaryota; Ciliophora; Oligohymenophorea; Peniculida; Parameciidae
Exons: 1
Biological process (GO): glycolytic process
Molecular function (GO): 6-phosphofructokinase activity
Source: RefSeq, a predicted model, not a curated record